This is a messenger RNA of Phytophthora nicotianae INRA-310, 576 nucleotides long. RefSeq lists its product as hypothetical. The coding region runs from base 1 to 576 and encodes 191 amino acids. Gene Ontology annotation, biological process: ubiquitin-dependent protein catabolic process. The transcript is spliced from 6 exons. Gene Ontology annotation, cellular component: endoplasmic reticulum. The record is from RefSeq and is a predicted model, not a curated record. Gene Ontology annotation, molecular function: ubiquitin-like protein conjugating enzyme binding; ubiquitin protein ligase activity. NCBI's taxonomy places the organism in Eukaryota, Oomycota, Peronosporomycetes, Peronosporales, Peronosporaceae.
AUGGAGCCGAGAGCAUCAGCGGACGCGACAGCAACGGAGCCUUUGGACAACGGGAAGCCUAUCUUCGAGUGCAAUAUAUGCCUAGACACGGUUUCCAGCCCCGUGGUGACACUGUGUGGUCAUCUCUAUUGUUGGCCGUGUUUGUACCAGUGGAUGCAAAACCACUCUGAGUGUCCCGUGUGCAAGGCUGGAGUCAGUGAGCAGAACGUGAUCCCGGUGUAUGCUAGAGGAGCUGAUGCUACCGACCCACGGACACAGCAGGUGUCCGACAGCGGUAUCCCUCACCGUCCUCGAGGACAGCGUCCUGAUGCCGAGCAGCUCCGGCGACGACGUCCAUACAAUUUUGGCAUCUUCAACGGGAACGGGCAAGGUAAUGCGUUCUCCAUGUCGCCAACAAUUGGGUUCUUUCCUGCCCUCUUCGGCGUGCCAUACCAACCACCGGCCGCUGCCAUGCACCACCAAGAUGGAACACCACUGACCGCGCAGGAAGCGCGCCAGCAGAUGCAGCAGGCCUUCCUGUCCCGCUUUCUUUUGAUCGUCGGUAGUCUCGUCAUUCUCUGCCUCAUCACGUUCUAG